AUGGUCGCCAAGUCGUUCCUCACCCUCGCCUCCGCCGGCCUCGCCGCCGCCCACUACAGCAUCCUCUACCCCGACUGGCGUGCCGACACGCUCGAGGACACCGAGGAGACUGGUUACAGCCAGUGGACGUGGCCUUGUGGUGGUGUCGAGUACGGCAGCGGCAACAGGACCGACUGGCCCCUGACCAACGGCUCGAUCGCCUUCCAGCUCGGCCACGCCUUCAACUACGCCUUCAUCAACGUCGGCCUCGAGGACCCCACGACUGGCAACAUCACCUCGUUCAACAUUUCUCUGACGCCCCAGCUCACCAACACAUCCGGACACGGCACCCUCUGCCUCGACAGCCUCACCCUGCCCACCGACCUCAACAUUGAGGACGGCACCAACGCCUCGAUCCAGACCAUCAUGGUCGGCCCCUCGGGCCAGGCCCCAGUACAACUGCGCCGAUAUUCGUCUGACCUCCCAGGCCUGCCCGGCCCCGCCGAGGGCGAGUGUGUCACCGAGGACGCCGAGGUCGUCGUCAUCAAGGGCGAGGGGCAGCGGCUCGUCUGA
Molecule: messenger RNA, 552 nt
Organism: Verticillium alfalfae VaMs.102
Lineage: Eukaryota; Fungi; Ascomycota; Sordariomycetes; Glomerellales; Plectosphaerellaceae
Exons: 2
Coding region: 1-552 (183 amino acids)
Source: RefSeq, a predicted model, not a curated record